AUGAAGACAUCCCUAAUGAUUCUUCUGGUCCUGUCCGUCAUCCACGUCACCUCGACUGCCGCAGCCACGUCAUCCGCCUCAAUGCGUCGUUUCAUUGUGAAAAAUGAAGUGUUCAUGGGUAGACGUGUGCCCGACUUCUGUAUGGAGUACUUUGAGAGCUCAUCGGCCAAACUCAAGCUCGAUAAUAUCAACCGUGAGCUGAUCGCAGAUGCGUUGGAAAGCCAAUUCGAUUGGAAACUUCAGGAGGAAUACGCACGCCUCCAAAUGAGAAUCCAAGAUUUGGCUGAAAAGCAGUACGCUGAUCACAUCUGCGAUGCUGCCGAGUUCUCUCCAACAAUUCUUUCCGCUGAUUAUCAGUACACUUGUACAGAGAUCUGCCAAAACUGUAUGCCUGGCAGCGCCCCGAUUUGCUUCCAACGGAGUCCACGUUUUGCUGGUCUCGCCCAAGUGUGCCUGUGCACCUACGACCUUCUGAAUCCUGUGGAGAACGCCGCCUUCUCGCUCCGUCAUGAAAAACGAGUUUUUAGCCGAAAAAUUCGUCGAACUUGA
Molecule: messenger RNA, 549 nt
Organism: Caenorhabditis remanei
Lineage: Eukaryota; Metazoa; Nematoda; Chromadorea; Rhabditida; Rhabditidae
Exons: 5
Coding region: 1-549 (182 amino acids)
Source: RefSeq, a predicted model, not a curated record